CGCCGCGGCUGCCUCUUUCAUUCCCUUUUCAUUCAAGAUGGCGGGUGAUGAGUCUGGAACAACGCUCGGUCAGCCUCAUCUGGCAAAACAAGACCUUAGUUCUCUGGACGUGUCCAUCCUGACGCCUCUCUCUCCAGAGAUCAUCAGCAGACAGGCCACCAUCAACAUCGGCACCAUCGGUCACGUGGCCCACGGGAAGUCCACAGUAGUGAAAGCUAUUUCUGGUGUUCACACCGUCAGGUUCAAGAACGAGCUGGAGAGGAACAUCACCAUCAAGUUAGGAUAUGCAAACGCUAAGAUCUACAAGCUGGACGACCCCAGCUGUCCCAGACCCGAGUGUUUCCGGUCCUGUGGCAGCAGCACUCCUGAUGAGUUCCCCACAGACCUCCCUGGAACCAAAGGAAACUUCAAACUGGUCCGACACGUGUCCUUUGUGGACUGUCCCGGCCACGACAUUUUGAUGGCCACCAUGUUGAACGGAGCUGCAGUGAUGGACGCCGCCCUGCUGCUCAUCGCGGGGAACGAGUCGUGUCCUCAGCCUCAGACGUCAGAACAUCUGGCCGCCAUCGAGAUCAUGAAGCUGAAACACAUCCUGAUCCUCCAGAACAAGAUCGACCUGGUGAAGGAGAGCCAGGCCAAGGAGCAGUACGAGCAGAUCCUGGCCUUCGUGCAGGGCACCGUGGCUGAAGGCGCUCCCAUCAUUCCCAUCUCUGCGCAGCUGAAAUACAACAUUGAGGUGGUUUGUGAAUACAUUGUGAACAAGAUCCCCAUUCCCAUCAGAGACUUCACGUCUGAGCCCAGACUCAUCGUCAUCAGGUCUUUUGACGUGAACAAACCGGGCUGCGAGGUGGACGACCUGAAAGGGGGCGUGGCCGGAGGCAGCAUCCUGAAGGGCGUGUUGAAGGUGGGCCAGGAGCUGGAGGUCCGGCCCGGCAUCGUGUCCAAAGACCACGAAGGAAAGCUGAUGUGUAAACCCAUCUUCUCCAAGAUCGUGUCUCUGUUCGCCGAGCACAACGACCUGCAGUACGCUGCGCCUGGAGGCCUGAUCGGUGUGGGCACAAAGAUCGACCCGACUCUGUGCCGAGCGGAUCGGAUGGUGGGUCAGGUUCUGGGAGCGGUGGGAGCGCUGCCGGAGAUCUUCACAGAGCUGGAGAUCUCCUACUUCCUGCUCCGGAGGCUGCUGGGGGUCCGCACCGAAGGAGACAAGAAGGCCGCCAAGGUCCAGAAGCUGUCCAAGAACGAGGUUCUGAUGGUCAACAUCGGCUCGCUGUCCACGGGGGGCCGGGUCAGCGCCGUCAAGGCUGACCUGGCCAAGAUCGUUCUGACCAACCCGGUGUGCACCGAGGUGGGAGAGAAGAUCGCUCUGAGCCGCCGCGUGGAGAAACACUGGAGGCUCAUCGGCUGGGGACAGAUCCGCAGAGGCGUGACCAUCACUCCCACAGUGGACGACGACUGAGAACCGGACCAGAACCGCUCCACCAUCCCGCUCCUCUAGGAUCUUUUUUUUAAUGUUUCCGACCCAAAAGAAGGACAAGGACASAACAAGGACAUUUCACAGAUUCAGAGACGUCUCCUCCGUCUUCUGCAGAGGACGAAGACGAGGGUCCCAACAAUCCUCCUCACACCAGGGGUCCGGUCCCAGUAGAACCGGUCCAGGUGGAAUAAAAAUACAUUUAAACAAGAACUCCUGGUUUUAUUUCUUUUCAGAUUCUUGGAUGUUUUUCUGACAAAUAAAAGAAUAAAGAUCUGAAACAUGUUGAAGUUUUUAAAACCUCAGGAUGAAUUCAUGAUUCCAGCUUCAGCAAAUAAAUAAAAACUAAUAUUCAGAA
Molecule: messenger RNA, 1829 nt
Organism: Austrofundulus limnaeus
Lineage: Eukaryota; Metazoa; Chordata; Actinopteri; Cyprinodontiformes; Rivulidae
Gene: eif2s3
Product: eukaryotic translation initiation factor 2, subunit 3 gamma
Exons: 12
Coding region: 38-1456 (472 amino acids)
Biological process (GO): formation of translation preinitiation complex
Cellular component (GO): eukaryotic translation initiation factor 2 complex; cytosol
Molecular function (GO): GTP binding; translation initiation factor activity; tRNA binding
Source: RefSeq, a predicted model, not a curated record